AGAAGCGGCAAAGAAUCCUACUCCGCUCCUGUUGCUCAGCAUAAACAUCGGCGCAGCCUGCAAAUUACACCUAAGGCAGAGCGGGCGUCCACCGUCCAGCGCAGCCUGGCUUCCGCGGAGAAGGACUCGCUUGCCUCCUAGCCUUUCCUUCUUCAUUCGGGGCUUUGAUUGCUGGGUAAACUAACCAGCCUGGAGGAACUGAAAGCAAACUCCACACUUUUGAAGACCUCUCGGGAGAGAGGAAGCAGACAAAUCGAGUGGAAAUAAAAACCAGACAGUAACUCUAGAAACUUCAGAGGAAGGAAACCAUCUCCAUUUCAGGCCGGAUCUGAAAAAUCUGAGGAACGUUCGGUCCAGGGCGGGCACUAAAAGGAGAGAAGCUGAAAGAAGGGGGACAUCCCUCCAGGUCCCCGGGAUUCUGGAGAGAGAGAAGAAAACUUUUCUGUUGCUUUUUCUUCUCCCGGCUAUGAACAGGCUCCCUUCUCCACAUGUCUCCAAAUCAUCCCGUUGGGUGGGGAGACCCAACAGUACCAACUCCACCCUCUUUCCACUCCACAAUCGAUCCUCCUUCCACGAGGACCUGGAUGUAAACCACACAGGAGAUUUCGAGAGCGACACAGGUUACAAAGAGGAAUCGCAGAGCCAGAUGAUUAAAGGGCUCCUGAUUGUGGCUUAUUUGGUCAUUAUUUGCAUCUCGCUUCUUGGCAAUGUCGUGGUGUGCCACGUGGUGGUCAAGAACAAGAGGAUGCACUCAGCCACAAGCCUUUUCAUGCUCAACUUGGCUGCAGUUGAUGUCACGAUCACCCUCCUGAACACGCCCUUCACCCUGGUGCGAUUUGUCAGCAGCACCUGGCCUUUUGGAAAACCGAUGUGCCAUAUAAGUCGCUUGGUCCAGUAUUGCUCCGUCCACAUGUCCGCACUGACCUUUGCUGCCAUUGCUCUGGACCGCCAUCAGGUCAUCAUGCAUCCCUUGAAGCCCCGAAUGUCUCUGGGGAAAGGAGCGCUGCGCAUCCUGAUCAUCUGGCUGACGGCCACUUGCUUCUCUCUGCCCUACGCCAUCUACCAGAACCUCGUGAGGCUGCCUUAUGGAAAUAGGACUACCCGGAUGAUGUGCCUUUCCAGUUUCCCUCCUCCGACAGAUCUCUACUGGAAGUACUUGGACUUGGCCACUUUUGUGCUUCUGUAUGUUCUGCCUUUGUCAGUGAUCUCCGUCACUUACAUAUCGGUGGCCAAGAAAGUCUGGAUGAGGAACGCCAUUGGCGAUGUGACCGUGGAUCAGUACUAUGCCCAUCAGCGGAAAAAGAAGAUGACCCUGAAGAUGUUGCUGGUGGUCGUGAUGGUGUUUGGUUUCUGCUGGUUUCCCCUGAAUUGCUACUUGAUCCUCAUGUCCAGCCAAGCCAUCGAUAACAGCGAUAUUCUUUACAUUGCUUUCCAUUGGAUAGCCAUGAGCAGCGCCUGCUACAACCCCUUCAUGUACUGCUGGCUCAACGAAGGUUUCCGCACAGAACUCAGGGCCCUGCUGGGAAUGUGCCGUAAGAAGCCUGCCUCCAGCAAUCAGCCCAUGCAGUCCAUAUAGGCCGAGUUGAGACUCGCCUGGGGUGGCAAUUAUUGCUACAAGCAAGAGGCCCCCACUCAGCAGACAAGGGAGUCGUCUCUGCCCAGACAGACACCUCUGUUGUCAAUCUGAUCACAACAGGCAGCGAGGAGGAGACUUGAAUGUGGAAUAAAACAGCCUUACUCUGGUUUAGUAACCGUUUUGUAGUUGUGUCAUCUACUGUCCAGGCCUUUGCAACAUCCACAUUGCGUGCUUUCUGACAAGAACUUACCACAUCAGCAUUAUAUGAGUGGACAUCACUUUAGGUUGCUGCUUUCCAUGAGUGGUGGAAGAAACUGCAGCCCAAAAGCCUUGGUGUCCGUGUUGAUACCUUCACUGUCUGAAGCUGGAGCCCAACCCAAGUGUUGAAUGCAGUGCUUCUCAAGCCUGGCACUUUGCGAUACAUGGACUUCAACUCUCAGAAUUUCUCCAGCCAGCACGGAGAUGUCCACGUAUCUUAAAGUGGCCAAAGUUGAGAAAUACUGGUUUUAACAAGUCAUUAUUUUGAAAUAAAAUAACUUGCAGACAAAAACAGUGUUUAACCCCCGGCUGGGGGUACAUUUCAUAGCUCCUGCUUUGCAGAAAAAAGGAGGUGUAGUUAUUUAUGUGAGAAAGGAGCUUUCACCGAAACUAAUUGAUUUUGAUCCACAAGGAAGAUAUGUCAUUAUUGAUUUAUU
Messenger RNA from Crotalus tigris (Tiger rattlesnake), 2271 nucleotides. It is a transcript of the gene GPR83, whose product is annotated as G protein-coupled receptor 83. Gene Ontology annotation, molecular function: neuropeptide Y receptor activity. Lineage: Eukaryota; Metazoa; Chordata; Lepidosauria; Squamata; Viperidae. Gene Ontology annotation, biological process: neuropeptide signaling pathway. Gene Ontology annotation, cellular component: membrane. The transcript has 4 exons. Bases 467 to 1576 code for a protein of 369 amino acids. The record is from RefSeq and is a predicted model, not a curated record.